This is a messenger RNA of Oryzias melastigma (Indian medaka), 1839 nucleotides long. RefSeq names its product endonuclease domain-containing 1 protein. Lineage: Eukaryota; Metazoa; Chordata; Actinopteri; Beloniformes; Adrianichthyidae. Bases 378 to 1274 code for a protein of 298 amino acids. Gene Ontology annotation, molecular function: metal ion binding; hydrolase activity; nucleic acid binding. The transcript has 2 exons. The record is from RefSeq and is a predicted model, not a curated record.
AAAUGUAAAAAAAGUAGCAGGAAUGAAAGUGUCAUCCUGGCCCUUAAUAUAGAUUUUUGUGGAGAUUUUCUACAAAAAAGAUAACAUUUAUCUGCUUCAAAUAAUCAUCAACCUAUCCAUCAAACACAUAAAUCUACCUGUAGGUAAUUAGACUUAACUUGAAAACAUGUUUGCACAACCCUGUGUGCCUCUCCGUGUGCAGUCACCACAGCAGGAAAGGCUGAGCAUAUUCACUUCCUGUAAAUCAUCCACGAACCCAUGAAAGACCACUUCUGCUUUUGUUACAAGGUCAUGUGUUAAUGUGAAGCGAACAGCUUAAGGGUUUUGGAGUUCAGACUGGGACUCUGCUGGACACUGAGGAGGACUGUUUGGUGAAAAUGUUGCGGCUGCACUCUCUGCUCGCCCUGGCCCUCGUCUCCUGCUGCUGCCCCGCCGCUGCUGAUGUAGGCGACUUCGCUCCCUGUCUGCAGUUCUUCUACAGCUCCUGGCCUCCGAAAGGUUUAACAGGAACACCGAUCUGCCAGCGUUACAACAAUAACUAUCAGUUUGCCACGUUGUACAGUCGAUCUCGCCGCUCCCCAUGGUUCUCUGCCUACGUGUACACAGUGCCUACAGGAAAGAGGCCUUCGUCUUCCUGGAAGUUUGAGCCUCAGUUGGCCCACCCAGAAGCUAAUGGAAACAUGAUCCCCUUUCCACCUGGGCCCUUGGACCAGAACGUGGUGGAGAGCCAGGCAGUGAACCCAGACUACAUCAACUCCAGUUACACGCGAGGCCAUCUGAACCCCAGCCUGCACCACCACACUCACGAGGGCCGCUGCUCGACAUUCACCCUCACCAACGUGGUUCCUCAGAAAUGCGGGUCCAAUGAUGGCCCAUGGGAGAAUCUGGAGCAGACGGUCAGCCAGACUUUAGCAGCUUACUGUCUUGGACAGGCCUACGUUGUGACUGGUGUCAUCCCGUACCGCAGCGAUGGGCACUGGCUCAGAAAUCAUCGGGUGGCUGUUCCAGAAUACAUGUGGUCUGCAUACUGCUGCCCAAAAUACAAUGACAGUCUUCCCAACCAUCUGAAAACUCACUUUCCCACUUAUGCCGCCGUCGGACGCAAUGACCCCAACAGCACAGAGGAGAUUGUUCCGGUUAACAAGACAGUAAAGAAAACGUUCAGAGGAUACGAUGUGAGACAGAUGCCUCUGGAAACACUUGAAAUGUACCUGGAAGACAGGUUCAGCUCUGUCAUCCGAGUUUUUUAUGAGCGCUGCACCACAUCAGACUGAUUUGGAAAAGCACUCAGAGAGAAUGUGAUCCAGUCACCAUGAGUAAACUCUUCAACAUACUUUUGUAAACAGACUGAUUGUGUGUACGUUUGACCUGAUGACAAGUGCCGUUUUUGUACGUCCAAGUCGAUUGUCAAGUCUUUGGCUGCGAUUUCUAGGUCUUGUCUUGAGACAAACACAAAACGUCAUAACAGGAAGUUGUUUAGAUAUUCUCAAUGCAAUAACAUUGUAAAGAGAGCUUUGUUUUAACCUGGCCAGCAAAGUCCUGAGGAAAAAAAUAUAAGAGUAAACAAAUUAACUCUAUUCCCAAGUUCUAAAUUUAAAGUCUCAAGUCAUGAAAUCUCUGCAUGUAAAAUUUAUAUGCGACUUACGUUUGAGUCGGACAUCUCUCACUGAACUGGACAAUCAACCAUGAGUGUAAAACUAGAGGAAUCAGACUCUCCAUGAAACAGAAUUAUGAUGCCACAUCAGGAAAUGUGGAUUUGAACCCACUAUUUACUUAUUUUUCCUUUCCAACUUGAGAAAAUACUUCAAUAAAUGUGAGUGAAUUCACAAGUGAUGUGAA